This is a messenger RNA of Schizophyllum commune H4-8, 651 nucleotides long. RefSeq lists its product as uncharacterized. The transcript is spliced from 3 exons. NCBI's taxonomy places the organism in Eukaryota, Fungi, Basidiomycota, Agaricomycetes, Agaricales, Schizophyllaceae. The coding region runs from base 16 to 552 and encodes 178 amino acids. The record is from RefSeq and is a predicted model, not a curated record.
CUUCAACCCACGGUCAUGGCCCACUGGCGUCCUCCAACUCUUGAGGAUCUUGGAGACCGCUCGUUCGACAGUGAAGAGGAGUCUAGCAGUGGCUCUGAAUCAGCAGGGACAAGGAGCAGGCGAACGUCGCUACUGUCCGAAAGUAUCAGCGAACUUGAUUACUACGACGAGGACUCCUCCGACGAAGAAUUAGACGGUCAGAGGCCCCUCAAGCGUGCUAGAUGGGAUGAGCCAACGACCGAAGCGUCGUCGCCUCGAGUUGCGGCGCGCGAUUCGUUGGCGCCACCCUUUCUGGAGUAUCGCUUCGACAGCCCAUGGAGCCGAGCUCAAUGGUGGCAUUGGUGCGCAGACUGGACACGUUACUUCCAGACUGGAUUUUUUGCAUGGUCUUUGAUUCAUGUCUUCGUGGCCGCUGCUCGGGCCGUCCUGCAGCUGGCUUUGACCUGGGUAGGACUUCACAACAUGCGUGUUUGGGGUUUGAUACGUAUGUGUGAACAGCGUAGGUUCGAGUUGAAGAUGAUGGAAGGGCAACUUCGCGACUUGCUGCAGUAAAGUAGCAUCUCUGCCAUUUGUACUAUUGCCAGGACAGCUUUGGUAAAUUCACCGAGCUUGCAAGAGCAGGAGGUAUUUUCGGGGGUUGGACCUCAUGGC